UUUUAGUGGGUUUACUUUUUUACAGUGUAGAUGUUUCGACCCUCCUCUCACCAAGGGCUCUUGCGCACAGGUGUGAGCUGUGAUUGGCUGUUUGGAAGCGCGUGUGAAGCACACCGGCGUUCGAGCCGCUCCAGACAUUCACUAAAAGCGCACUGAUCGGAGAACAUCUGCAUGAAGAAUGGAACACUUAUCCUCAAUCACACGCGAUUAAUGCGCAGGAAAAGAAGCUCUCCAAAAUGCUGUUGGAUCUGAAAGUACACCGGCAGGAUACAGAUCAUGGGUUUGGGAUCGCGUUUGAUUCGAAGGAACUUCACUGAUGCUGUAUGAAUAGAUUUUAAGUGCACAAGAGCGUGCAGUGUUUCAGUGGAGAGCGCGCAUUUGGAGAGGCGCAGAGGCUGUUCGCUGCAGAUUUUGGAUAAGAGUUUGCAGGAGACAUGGCUUGCCUGCGCCCUGUGCCAUCAAGGAGGAAUUACACCUCUUCAAUCUGUUCUGUGCUGGUCAUUCUGUUUUUCAUACUCGGAUGCCACCAGAGAAUCUGCGCAUCUGCAAACCAUCAUGCUGGUCCUCAUGUAAAGCAUAAACCUCUGCUGGAAACACUGCGGUUACCUCACGACACAGAAUAUGAAAUUGUGGCCCCAUAUGAGGUGGACCAUCAAGGACGUUACAUUUCCCAUGCCGUGGCCCACCAGCACCGCAGGAAACGCUCCACGGAUGGUCAAGGUCACGACCCCACUGUUCACUUUAGGCUCCGUGGAUUAGGAAAGGACUUCCACCUGGACCUGCAGCCGUCACAUGACCUGAUGGCGCCAGGCUUCACUGUACAAACCCUGGGCAGGAGCGGCACCAAGAGCCUGCAGCCUUUUCCACAAGACAGCCUCUGUUUCUACCAUGGGGUGCUGAGGUCAAAGGUCAACUCAUCCGUGGCCCUGUCGACAUGCGAGGGGAUGUCAGGUUUGAUUAGCACUCAGGAUGCGGAUUACUUCCUGAAGCCACUUCAUCCACAUCAGGCACUUCUGGAGAAAUUCUCAGCACCAUCUGACCACCAUCCCCAUAUCCUCUACAAGAGAUCCAUGCCAACACAGACAAACAGAGGCAGAACCAGGAGGUCUUCUGAGCUAAAGGCGAUCGGCAGAAGAGAUUCAGCUGUCCCGUAUCACACACAGACGGAUCCAGAGGAGAACCAGCAUACUCCACACAGUCAUGACAACUUCAACUACGACACAGGGCAGAGACUGCACUUCUGUGGACGAAGGAAGAAAUAUAUGCCUAAACCUCCUGAGGAAGAUAUCUAUAUUUUUCCGGAUGAAUAUAAGUUCAUGCCCCGAGUGAAGCGAGCCGCUACAUUUAAACCUCAUCCGCACCAGAAACUGAAUGUGGAGACGCUGGUGGUGGUCGACCGCAACAUGAUGGACAAUCAUGGCCAUGAGAAUAUAACCACUUAUGUCCUUACUGUUCUUAACAUGGUCUCAACACUUUUCAAAGAUGGCACGAUUGGCGGUGACAUCAAUGUUGUAAUUGUUGGACUAAUACUGCUGGAUGAAGACCAGGAUGGACUAGUGAUUAACCAUCAUGCUGACCACACUCUGAACAGUUUCUGCCAGUGGCAGUCAGGUUUGGCCGGACGAGAAGGUCGUCGUCAUGAUCAUGCCAUCCUGUUAACCGGUCUGGAUAUCUGCUCCUGGAAGAAUGAACCAUGUGACACUCUAGGUUUUGCUCCGAUCAGUGGAAUGUGCAGUAAGUAUCGCAGCUGCACGAUCAAUGAAGAUACAGGUCUUGGUCUGGCCUUCACCAUUGCCCAUGAAUCAGGCCACAACUUUGGAAUGGUCCACGAUGGCGAAGGCAAUGUGUGUAAGAAGUCGGUUGGAAACAUUAUGUCUCCUACCUUGGCUGGACAUAAUGGUUUAUUCUCCUGGUCAUCCUGUAGUCGACAAUAUCUAAACAGAUUUCUAAGUACUGCCCAGGCCACCUGUCUGUCUGACGAGCCCAGCGCCAUACAGGAGUACAAAUACCCAGAGAAACUUCCCGGAGAGCUGUACGACGCCGACACGCAGUGCAAGUGGCAGUUUGGAGAGAAAGCUAAACUGUGCACUCUGGACUUCAAGAAGGACAUCUGCAAAGCCCUGUGGUGCCAUCGGGUCGGAAGAAAAUGUGAGACCAAGUUCAUGCCAGCCGCCGAGGGCUCUGCCUGCGGUCCAGAGAUGUGGUGCCGUCGUGGUCAGUGUGUAAAGCACGGUGAUGAAGGUCCUAAGCCAGUGAACGGUCAGUGGUCAUCCUGGUCUGGGUGGUCCAGCUGCUCGAGAACCUGUGAAAGUGGAGUGACCUACAGAGAGAGACACUGCAACAGCCCCAGGCCGAUGUAUGGCGGCAGGUUUUGCGAGGGCUCGUCUCGCUCUUAUAAACUGUGUAAUACUGCUGACUGUCCUCAAAAUGCGGUGGACUUCAGAGCUGCUCAGUGUGCUGAGUUCAACAGCAAGCCCUUCCGCGGAUGGUACUACAAGUGGAAACCCUACACACGCGUGGACGAUCAAGACGUGUGUAAGCUGUACUGCUUCGCUGAAGGUUACGACUUCUUCUUCGCCCUCUCCAGUAAAGUCAGGGAUGGGACGCUCUGUACACAGGACGGCACUGAUGUCUGCAUUGAUGGCAUUUGUGAGAGGGUGGGCUGUGACAGGGUGCUUGGAUCCAAUGCCGUGCCGGAUUUGUGUGGCGUCUGCAAGGGCGACAAUUCCACCUGCAAGAUCUACAAAGGACAAUACACCAAACAACAUUAUAUGAGCCAGUACUACCGUGUGGUGACCAUACCGGCUGGAGCGCGCAGUAUCCGUGUGACGGAGCUCAACUCCUCCAGCUCUUAUCUGGCACUGAGGAACCUGCAGAGGAAGUAUUACCUAAAUGGACGCUGGACAGUGGACUGGCCUGGACAACACUCCAUUGCUGGGGCUGUGUUCGACUACAAGAGACCCUACAACCGUCCAGAGAGCCUCACCUCCACCGGACCCACUAAUGAGACGCUGGUGGUUGAGGUAGUUCUCAUGCAGGGCUGGAACCCAGGCAUUCAGUGGGAGUACACACUGACCAAAGACCAUACAGAGAGACGGAGCCAGCCGAAACACAACUACACGUGGGCCAUCAUUCGCUCGCAGUGCUCAGCCACCUGUGCAGGAGGUCAGAUGGUCACUAAAUCAUCCUGCUACAAAGAUCUAAGAGUUCAGGUGAACACGUCUUACUGUAACUCUCGAACUCGGCCAUCCACCGGUGUGGUGUCCUGUAACACGCAGCCCUGCCCCGCAAGCUGGAGUGUGGAGGACUGGGGCGUGUGCAGCCGCAGCUGUGGAUCUGGAGAGCAAAUCAGACUGGUGCGCUGCCUUCGGAAAACAAGCCCAGAUCAGGUGGACACAGUGUCUGACGACCAGUGUGCACAACCGCCGCCAUCUCGCAGGCAGACCUGCAACACGCACACCUGCCCACCGGUCUGGAGCACUGGACCCUGGUCUCAGUGUUCUCGUAAAUGUGGGAAGGGAGUGAUGAAGAGAGCGGUGGCAUGUGUAAGCAGUGACUCCAGUUCUUACAUCCGCGUGCUGCCGGACGCUUCCUGUGCCGCUCAGCCCAAACCCAGCAGCCAAGAAACCUGCAUGAUCAAACGCUGCCACAAGCAGCGCAAGGCCCAGUGGUUCGUCUCCACCUGGCAACCGUGUUCAGUGUCAUGUGGAAAGGGGCUUCAGCUGCGUGUUGUAAAGUGCACAGAGAAGGAUGUAGCGGGAAAAUAUAGAGAACUGUCACCCAAAAAGUGUCAGCAUGUGCCCAAACCCUCCAUGGAGCUCCAGAGAACCUGUGUCCUGCCAGACUGUCCCGUCCUCUCUCCUCACAGCAGACCAGACUGGUACUCCUCACCGUGGUCUCAGUGUACGGUGUCGUGUGGCGGAGGGGUUCAGGUGCGCUCAGUGCAGUGUCUCGUUCAUGGGCGUCCCUCUUCUGGGUGUGUCCUGCAGAUGAAGCCAGUGAUGUCUCAGGCCUGUAACACUGCGUUCUGCCCCCAGCAAGAGAAGACAGAUGCGAUCUGUAAAGAUCAUUUCAACUGGUGCUAUCUGGUGCCGCAGCACGGCGUUUGCAACCACAAGUUCUAUGGGAAGCAAUGCUGCAAGUCCUGCUCACACACAAACCCGUGAGAACUUCUGCUCUAGAUGUUUGACCGUGACCUUCCGAGCCCUCGCAGGAGCAGAGCGAUGCCCGCUCUAGUGCUGUGUUGAACAUAGACCGAACAAAGACAUUAUUAAGGACUCAAAGUGGCUUGUUUGUCUGGGACUUCAGUGGAGAAUGACACGGCCUGCUGAUGCCAGCGAGACUGCGUGUGCGUCUGCAGGAAAUGACAUCAUCAACGAAGCCCCCUGGAGGUGAUACGUGUCAGUGAGGGUGUGAGGACUCCUUUCAUUGUGUUUCACAGAGCUUCAAAUGGUCAGGAACAAAAAAUAUGAGAAUGCUUUGCGUCCGGAUAUAGACUAGACUGAAUCCGUGUGUGUCAAAAUACAUGGACAUGUGUUAUGUUUUUUCAUAAUCUCAUAUGAAACACAUAAACGGGCUUAAUGCGACUCAUAUUUGCAGCAGGGAGAAUAUGGCGUCAUGUAGUAGAGCUACAUUCAUUUUUGGUGCUAUAUGUUGAUAUUAAUGGCAGCCGAGCAGCUGACACAUUAUAGAGGUUUUAAAUUAACAUGACAACGAAUUAGCGCUUUUGUAUGAUUGAUAUUAAUUUUCUUAUUUAUUAACAAUACUGCAAUAUACCAGAAUGAUAUUCUGCUGUAAUAUUCUGUUAUACAGCUUUUAUUUUCCUGUUUAACUUUGGGUAUAGUUGCACAGUUGGUAUUUUUUUUUUUUUUGUAUCGUGCUUUCACAGUACUGUUCCGUAUUUGGGUUUUAUUAUUUUCACGGAAAACAAAAUGCAAAUGAAACUAACGGGCAUGAGUUUAAUGAACUGUAAGAAGUGUCACGUUUAACAAAGUCAGCUCUCUUCGUUUUUAGCAGCCACACGACUGCCAAGAACUCUAAAUCUGUCUUUGGUCUGAUGAAGAGAAAUGCACAUGAAAGGCUCCGGCAUCUCGCAUAUGGGUUUUUGCAUCGCACAAAUGACUUCCAUCAUUUACAGUAUUUGCAUUUGUUGUACAACAGCAGUAGAUGAAUGUAAUUGCUCAUCCACGAUGAAUGUUAUUCUGAAGAGUGGACAGAGGAUUUAUUAUAAAUGGCAGUUCUUAUUAAACGUAACGCGUGUCAUAUUGCCA
Megalobrama amblycephala (Wuchang bream) is the source of this 5270-nucleotide messenger RNA. Its product is annotated as A disintegrin and metalloproteinase with thrombospondin motifs 16. Gene Ontology annotation, biological process: extracellular matrix organization; proteolysis. The coding region runs from base 435 to 4166 and encodes 1243 amino acids. The record is from RefSeq and is a predicted model, not a curated record. Gene Ontology annotation, cellular component: extracellular matrix. The transcript is spliced from 23 exons. Gene Ontology annotation, molecular function: metalloendopeptidase activity. Lineage: Eukaryota; Metazoa; Chordata; Actinopteri; Cypriniformes; Xenocyprididae.